UAUACCUUAUAGCAAUGUUUUGAAAACACUCAUUCACACAUCUUUCUUUAUUUUGACUGACAAACAAGACUUGCAAAUCGUUGGUUAUAGAACAACAUCAUUUAGUAAGCCACAAAAGAAAUACAAAUGAAAAUUGGGGGUGGACUCAAACCAUGCAGUAGCCUGGGAGAGAAACAGAAUAGGAAUAACCUUAAAGCAAGCGCAUGUGUAUAGUGUUGUGGAGGUGAAGAGAGUGUCAGACAGGGUCAUCGGUGCAUAUUUUCACAAAUUUGAUGUCAGAGGAAUGAAGUGGUAGAAAGUGUCCUUUGGAAGGAGGAGUAUAGGAAACGAAGGUGGGAUGAGGAGGUGCUGAUAGCUAUGUUGUUAAAGAGAACAAUACUGAAGGACAGAUGGUAGAUUUUGAGAGAAAGAUGGAAAUGGCUGUGGUGAACACAUUUGAGGAAGACGGAGGAACACAGGGUGACAUAAAAGUGGAUGAAGGUGCACACAGGUGGAAUUUGCAGGUGCAGUCUGAAAAUCUAAAAUAACUCUGGAAAUCAAGAAGAGCAAGAGAGUGAAGAAAGAAGCAAGAACUGAAUGGGGGAAGCUUCGGAAUAAAGAAUGAUGUGCAGAGUUCAGGGAAGAAAUGAGACUCUGUAAAAUCAGAAACAGUGUAUUGGUACUAAUUUUCAGUGACAAGGGUGAUGUGCAGAAAGUAUAGAGGUAUAAAGCUGAUGAGCCAAACCACGAAGCUGUGGGAAAGAGUGAAGCUAGGUUAAAAAGAGAGGUGGCUGUCAGUGAACAGCAGCACGGCUUCAUGCCAAGAAAGAUUGUUUACUUUGAAAGUGCUGAUAGAGAAGUAUAGAAAAGGUCAGAAGGAGUUACACUGUGUCUUUGUGGAUCCAGAGAAAGCACACGAUACAGUGCCAAGAAAGGAACUGAUAGCGCAGGUGGAAAAGUGAAGAUGCAAGGAGUAGAAGUAGUAGUAGAGAUACCUUGGGUCAACCAAAGUAACAGACGGUGCACAAGACAAGAAGAAGAGUGCAUGCAGGGUGGAGUGAGUGGAGAUGACUGUCUGAGGUGAACUGUGAAACCAGCUCUCAUGUAUGGUUUAAAGAUGGUGGCACUGAUAAAAAGACAGGAAGUGGAAGUGGCAUCAGAGUGGAUUUUCAUCAGGAGGGACCAGGAACAAGAUUAGAAAUGAGUCCAUCAGCUCAGGUUGUUCAAUUAGGACAUAAAGUCAAAGAUGCAAGGCUGAGAUGGUUUGGACAUGUGCAGAGGAGGGAUAGUGAAGAUAUUGGACAGAGGAUGUUGAAGAUGGAGCUGCCAAGCAGGAAAAAAAGAGAAAGACCUCAGCUCAUGGAUGUGGUGCAAGAGGAGCUGCAGAGGGUUGUUGUGACAGAAGAGGAUACUGGGGGCAGGAUGAUUCACUGUGAUGACAUAUCAGGGAGCAUCUUCUAGCACCUUUGACUCAAAUAACAGAGACAACAGUCUUAUACCAAUAAACAUUCAGUCGUGUGGAGCCCGGCCAAACAUCGAAAAUGCUGUAAUUGUGGAAGAAGGUCCAAUGUAUUUGAAAUACCAGUGCAAUGGCUUUUACAAACUAGCUGGUCCAGACACCGUGAAUUGUUACAGUGAUGGUAGCUGGUCUGCACUACCUACUUGUGAAGGAGCCGUCUGUGUGGUGGAUCCUCUUAAAGAAGAUGGUUGGCUUGUAAUAACUAAACCUGAAUACAUCCAAGAAGGACAAGAAAAAUAUUUUUCUUGUAUUGCAAGACGGACAUAUAUCUAUAUUCGGUGCAAUAACAGAAGACUGUCUGUGACCAGAUGUUGUACUAAAUAUGAAUAUCGUCAUAAUGAUGAUUGCAGAAGAUACAGAGAACCGUUCGGACUAAUUUUCUGAAACACUUCAGCCAGAACCUGCAGAGCAACAAUGAAACAUGUUUCUUUUCUUUGUACAGUUUUGGGGCUGAUUGUUCUUUAAACACCAAACUGUCCAUAAAUGAUUUGAACUUUUCAUGCACUCAGUACAUGAUGUGUACACUGAAUCCAUAAAGUGUCGAUGGCUGGCUGAGGUCUGAAUAAAAUGUUUCAUCAUCAGA
This is a messenger RNA of Oreochromis aureus, 2081 nucleotides long. RefSeq names its product complement factor H-like. The record is from RefSeq and is a predicted model, not a curated record. Bases 1415 to 1882 code for a protein of 155 amino acids. The transcript is spliced from 6 exons. NCBI's taxonomy places the organism in Eukaryota, Metazoa, Chordata, Actinopteri, Cichliformes, Cichlidae.